Molecule: messenger RNA, 1656 nt
Organism: Nakaseomyces glabratus
Lineage: Eukaryota; Fungi; Ascomycota; Saccharomycetes; Saccharomycetales; Saccharomycetaceae
Gene: ROY1
Product: Roy1p
Source: RefSeq, a predicted model, not a curated record
AUGAUGAAUAGCUCGAUGGAUAAUGACUACCAAGCAAACUUGAACAGCGUUCUUCCAUUAGUGUGUGAAUAUUUGAACCAGAAUGAUGUCUUCAAUCUCACCCUUUGCUGUACUACUUUCAAUAAGUCUUUGCAACGGCAUCUAUUUAAGUCUAUUAUCAUACAAACCGAGCCAGUUUUAAGGGAUGUAAGGAGCCAUCUGGAUUGGAAUACCACAUAUAUCACUGGUUGUCGAAAUAUAAUCAAAUCAAAUGAUCAGAAUGAUAUUUAUGUCUACGAUAGAGUGGAGGAGUUGAUCCGAUCAGGAAAAUUACAUCUAAUUGAAAAAUUAGUUAUAGAAAAGGAUAUUUUUUUUGAUAAGGAUAACGGCAAUGCAUUGUUGAUAAAGUUGAUUGAGCGAAUUAUAGAGAUUGACCUGAUAAAAGUCUUGGAGAUCAAAGAUUAUGAUCUAUUCUCUAAUUUUUAUGACUCUUAUCUGAAGUUGACCCAUCUAACUAAAAUCGAAGUCAUUGAAUUAGAUGAUCUGGAAAACACGAAAUCAUUAUUUACCUUAAGAGAAAUUGUACUUACUUUAAUUAAUGACAAUGAGCGUCAGAUCAUUAAUCUGAGUGAGAACACUAAGAAAAUUCUGAGAAGUAAUAUAAAAUCGGUUCAUAUAAAUGAUGUUGAUUACGCAUCCGGAGAAAUUAUUAAUCUUCUGAAAAGAAAUCAUAUCAGUUUUCCAAAAGCACAAAAUAUUUCAUUCAAGCACGUCCAUAGACUGGAAUGUGGUCCAAUAACUGAUAUUAAUCUAGGGAAUAUAUUUGAUCUAAAAAAAAUCAAGGCUUUAGAAGCGGUAAUCAACUGUGAAGAAUAUGGCCAUUGUUCUUGUUUAGAUGAGUUUUUAACUAAAAUUCGAGAUGAUCUCAUCGUAAUUAACAAACUGGCAUUAUCACAAAAGCAUUUCAUAACCGUACCUAACCACAAAGAGCAAGAAGAUUGGGAUAUUAUAAUAUGUAGGUUUCUCGUAAACAUACCUGAUGUCGAUAGUAAUCUAUCGACUUUAAUAAUAAAGCAUGAUCCACCUUUUGAAGGCUUUGCUGAAGAUAGUGUUGAUGGUAACUAUAUCAGGAGGAAAAACCUCUUUAUGAGUGUUUUUCCGGUACUUAAAGCUCUAAGAUCACUUUGGGCACCAGUGGUUCUCCAAACUAUAAGUGCGUAUGAAGUCCCAAUGGCUGACAUACUUUGGAAUGGUUGUGAGUGUGAGUACUGUAAAAAAUGGUUGCCAGUAUUUGACCAGUAUUUGAUGAAUCACCAAUACUAUUCAAAAGAUGAGGGUGACUAUAAAGACAUCAUACCAACCCCAUUUGCUGCAUUCACGGGAUAUUCCCUUGCAAAGCGGGUAAUAGACGAUGUAAAUUCUCUAUUGGAAUUAACUACCAGAGCACCUCAUAUGUUCAACUGGGAUUUCCAUACUUACGAUGCCAUUCGUCACUUUGAGACAUAUGAGUGUCAUUUUGACGAGAGGGUCUUCCCAAUGCUUGGUACAGCAAUCUCACAUUUCUUUUAUAACUACAUGGACUUUCUUGUGAAGCAUUUGCCAAAUUUGGCAUUCACUCAGUUUUCUGGUAUUUACUUUACUGUAAAGGAUCAGAAAUACGAUUGUAUAUAUGACUAA